AUGGUGCACGGCGCCACAUCUUCGACAGCGUCGUCGACUGACGUCGAGAAUACAAUCAAUGGGUCUCGUCUAGGUAUCACGAACCUCGCUCGGCAGAUCACUGCAACCUCUGCCAAGCUAGGUCACCAUGACGAGAACAAUGCCGUGGCGCCCAUCAAAGAUAGCAAACUUGAUCCAUUUUCAUCUAAUUUCGACAGCUAUCUAUGGAUCAAAGCUUUGAGACAGCUAUUUGAAAAUGAAUCGGACGCGUUGCCUCCGAGAAGGACCGGAGCUGCUUUUCGCAGGCUCAGUGUCUAUGGUCAUGGCACAGGAGCGCGUUAUCAGCAGUCCACCGGCAACAUCAUUCCAAGUAUCGCGUCUUCGGUUAUGGGCCGAAUCACGGGUCGUGGAGUCAAGCGGGUAGACAUUCUGCGUGACUUCGAAGGUGUUGUCCACCCUGGCGAGAUGCUGCUUGUCUUGGGCCCACCAGGCUCUGGUUGCUCAACCUUUUUGAAGACUCUCUCUGGCCGCACCGAAGGCCUCAACCUUACCGAUGAUUCUUACAUCAACUUCAGGGGUAUCGCGUCUACUCAUAUGCACGGUUGGUUCCGUGGCGAUGUUCUCUACAAUGCCGAGGUGGACGUCCACCUAGCUCCUCUCACGGUUGGCGACACCCUGAAGUUCGCGUCAAUGGCUCGGGUUCCGAACAAAGUCCCUGGUGGCUUCUCUAAAGCCGAAUUUGCCCGCGCUUACAGAGACGCUAUCAUGGCCGUGUUUGGCAUCACCCAUACAAUGAAUACCAAAGUUGGCGAUGACUUCAUUCGCGGAGUUUCUGGCGGCGAGCGUAAGAGAGUCAGCAUUGCCGAGGCCACCUUGACCGGGGCCAAGUUUCAAUGUUGGGACAACAGUACUCGUGGACUAGACAGCGGCAACGCCAUCUCGUUCUGUAAGACGCUCAGGGCACAGGCAGACUUGAUGGAUGUUGCGGCUGUCGUGGCUAUUUACCAAGCCCCCCAGUCAGCCUAUGAUACAUUCGACAAAGUGACUGUUCUCUAUGAAGGACGACAGAUCUAUUUCGGCAAGGCAGAGAACGCCAAGGCGUACUUUGAAGAUCUUGGUUUUGACUGUCCUGACCGCCAAACUACCGCCGACUUUCUCACUUCUAUGACGUCCCCCCACGAGCGCCGUGUACGCCCGGGCUGCGAGGCUACAGCCCCUCGCACCGCUGAUGAAUUCGCCGCUCGAUGGAAGGCCUCGGCCGAACACGCCGCUUUGGUUGAGGAACUCGACUCAUACGAGAGAGAAAAUCCCACCAAAGAACGUUUCGACGAGUUUGUUACCAGCCGCAAGGCGGAGAGAAGCCCCGUCCAACGCCUCAAAUCUCCCUACCAUCUUUCCUUCUUGCAGCAAGUCAACCUCUGCAUUUGGCGUGGUUAUAAAAGAAUCCUCGCUGACCCUGCCUUUGUCAUCGCCUCUGUCGGUUUUAAUACCAUCAUGGGCCUCGUACUUGGAAGUGGUUUCUACAACAUGCCCGAAAAUACGGACAGCUUUUAUGCCCGCGGCGCCAUUCUCUUCUUUACUCUUCUGUUCAACGCUUUCGCUGGCGAACUCGAGGUUCUUACACUUUACAUCCAGCGACCUGUUGUCGAGAAGCACAACCGCUACGCAUUCUACCACCAAUCCGCCGAAGCUAUUGCCAACUACAUCACUGAUAUCCCCGCCAAGAUCAUCUAUGCCAUCUUACUCAACAUGAUAGUCUACUUCCUUUCAAACCUGCGACGUACAGCUGGCGCCUUCUUCUUUUUCUUGUUCAUCAACUACUUUCUCACACUCACCAUCUCGGCGCUGUACCGGACGAUUGCGUGCGUCACACGGACAGCUCAUCAAGCCUUGGUUCCCGUAUGCUUGCUUACCAUUGGACUCAUGCUAUACACCGGAUUUUCCAUCCCCACAGAUUACAUGCCCGGCUGGUCGCGAUGGAUGGGUUAUGUUAACCCGCUCAGCUAUGUUUUCGAGGCUUUAAUGGCUAACGAGUUUUCCGGCCGGGAAUUCCCUUGCACAUCUAUCGUUCCAGUUGGGCCAGGCUACACCGAUCUGUCCAUGGCUGAUCGCAUCUGCACGGUUGUUGGCGCGGUGGCUGGACAGCCGUUUGUCAGUGGCGACCGGUACAUCGAGCUCAGCUAUGGCUUUUAUAACUCGCACAAGUGGAGGAACGUCGGCAUUCUGUUCGCUUUCUUGGUUGCUUAUGUGAUUGCUUACAUUGUUGCCGCCGAGUUUGCCAAGCCUCCGGCAGCCAAAGGAGAAGUCCUCAUGUUCCGCCGUGGCAAAGUUCCUGACUCGUAUGAGAAAUCGGCCAGAGACGAUAUUGAGACUCAGCAAGUGGCACGCGUUAUCGAUGAAAAGCCUACUGGUUCCUCGCCGGUGGUGGAACAGGAGAAGAACAGCCGUCCCUCUCCUAGCACCUGCGGGAAACCUGUGUUCCACUGGGAGAACCUGAGCUAUGAGGUCAAGGUUCAGAAUGAUACCCUUCGGAUCUUGAACAAUGUAGAUGGCUGGGUCCAGCCAGGUGUUACAACUGCUUUAAUGGGCGCGUCUGGUGCUGGUAAAACCACACUCCUGGAUGCCCUUGCAACCCGCCUGACAGUUGGUGUCCUUACUGGAGACACGCUGGUCAACGGCAAGGCGACUGAUGACUCUUUCUCUCACCGCGUUGGAUAUGCUCAACAACAAGACCUCCACCUCAACACCACCACAGUCAGAGAAGCUCUCGAGUUUAGUGCGUUGCUCAGACAGAGCGCUGAGAUUUCACGUGCCGAGAAAUUAGCAUUUGUGGACGAGGUCAUCAAGAUCCUGGAAAUGGAGAGCUUUGCCGAUGCCGUCAUUGGCGUCCCUGGAGAAGGUUUGAACGUGGAGCAACGUAAACGGUUAACCAUUGGUGUCGAAUUGGCUGCCCGCCCUCAGCUGCUGGUCUUCCUUGACGAGCCAACUUCUGGAUUGGACUCCCAAACGUCAUGGGCCAUUUGUGACCUGAUUGAAAGGCUUGCAAAGAGUGGUCAAGCUGUUCUUUGCACCAUCCAUCAGCCAUCAGCGAUGCUGUUCUCUCGUUUCGACAGGCUGCUUCUGCUCCAACCCGGCGGGAGAACGGUAUACUUUGGCGAAAUCGGACCAAACUCCCAGACCAUGAUUGAGUAUUUUGAGCGUAACGGAGCAUCCCCGUGUCCGCCAGAGGUCAACCCUGCAGAAUGGAUGCUCAAGUCAACAUUGCCUUCUUCUGACGGCCCAGACUGGUUUGAGACGUGGAAGGCCUCCCCUGAGUACCAGGAAGUCAAGGCUGAACUGGGUCGUCUACGCGAAGGCAAAGCUGUCGUCACUCUUGAUGGCGAUUUCGACUCGCAGCACAAGGAAUUCGUUGCUUCUUUCGCCACCCAGUUCAGGAUUGUCCUUCAGCGUACUUUCAGGCACUUCUGGAGGUCGCCUACGUAUCUGUGGUCCAAGAUUUCCGUCACUAUUUUCUUCGCUCUCUUCCUCGGUUUCAGUUUCCGGGGUUCUGACCGCAGCAUGCAAGGUGUGCAGAACCAGCUGUACGCAUUCUUCAUCGCUUUCCUCAUCCAGAACCCGUACACCAAGCAAAUCAUGUCAUUCUUCGUCCCCCAACGCGCCAUCUACGAAGUCCGCGAGCGUCCGUCAAAAAUCUACCGCUGGGACGUCUUCAUGCUCACCCAAAUCUUCGUGGAGCUUGUUUGGAAUACGCUGUGUUCUGUCGCUUUUUACUUCUGCUGGUACUACCCGGUCGGCUUCCAGAACAACACUACUGACGACACAACAAUUCGCGGCUUCCUUGCCUUCCUCUUCAUCUGGCAACUCAUCCAGUGGGCUUCGACGAUAUCGCAGGCUAUUAUUGCCCCUCUUGCAGCGCCUGAUCUCGCCGGUGUAGUGGUUAACCUCCUUGCACUCCUGACGAUGGCCUUUUGCGGUAUCGGUAUCAGACGCGACCAGAUGCCAGCUAUCUGGUCCGACUUUAUGUAUUGGGUGUCGCCCAUGACAUACCUCGCCUCUGGCGCGCUCUCAACCGGUCUCCACGGCGUCCCAAUUGAGUGUGCUGCUCGCGAGAUAGUGCAUAUCCCGGCUCAGGAAAACAUGACCUGCCCGGACUUUUUGGGAGUAUUCGUGCAGAUUGCAGGCGGCAGGCUGGUGGAGAUACCCGACGCGAAUGCAUGUGGUUGGUGUCCUUCGUACAUGACGGACGACUUGUUGGCUGUUUUCAACGUCGACUACGGUAACAGAUGGAGGAAUUUUGGUCUUAUGUGGCUGUACAUCAUCUUUAAUAUUGGCGCUGGCCUUGGCUUAUACUGGCUGGCAAGGGUGCCCAAGAAGCAGGGCUUGAAACGGACUUGA
Colletotrichum truncatum is the source of this 4374-nucleotide messenger RNA. Its product is annotated as ABC transporter CDR4-like protein 2. The record is from RefSeq and is a predicted model, not a curated record. Gene Ontology annotation, biological process: transmembrane transport. NCBI's taxonomy places the organism in Eukaryota, Fungi, Ascomycota, Sordariomycetes, Glomerellales, Glomerellaceae. Gene Ontology annotation, cellular component: membrane. Gene Ontology annotation, molecular function: ABC-type transporter activity; ATP hydrolysis activity; ATP binding.